This is a messenger RNA of Linnemannia hyalina, 1377 nucleotides long. The record is from the annotation of a GenBank genome assembly. Lineage: Eukaryota; Fungi; Mortierellomycota; Mortierellomycetes; Mortierellales; Mortierellaceae.
AUGAGGAUCGACACGGUCAUCAAACCCAAGAACCCACUCGACAUACCCGAGAUCCAUGCCCUUGUUGCCACAUAUCUUGCCCGCAGGGAUCUUGUCAUCUGCUUGCGCGUCUCGCGAGGCUGGUUCAACUAUUUUGUCGGCCCUGUCUGGCACACUAUCGACAUGGUCAAGGAUAAGAAAUUUGCUGCCAUUGGUCCUCAAGUCCUCCACACGUACGGUCGCUGUAUCCGUGAAGUGUUCAACAUCCUCACUUUCGACCAUGUCAAGACCUUGCAACACCCAAAGGUGGAUUCUGUCGUGACGGCCAGUAUCACUAACCUCAUCAAGCCGUUGGACCGGCUUCUUGAGUUGGACUUUAUUCGACGCUGUAAUGCUACACUCACCGAGCUGGACUUUCGCGGACAAGCGCCGCAAUCUAAUUCUUCCAGGAAGGUGUAUGAGCGAGACGAGAACUUCUUCGAUAUCGGGAUCCUGAGUUCAUGCCUAACGUCGCCCACAAGUUCCUCUACUGUUGGAACUCGCCUGACAAGUCUGACUCUGACAGGAAUGUGGCUAUCUCACGAAGGGUUCACUAAUCUCCUCCGGUCCUCCCCCACUCUUCGCAAGCUGGCUCUUUCCAAAGUGUCAAUCGUUCAUUACAUGGAUGAGUUCGACAUCUUUAGAGACUCAUCCGUCACGUCUCUUCACGCAUCCCUUGAAGAAAUAUGCAUGCCAGAUCCUAGAGCUUUCUUGGUGCCCUCUUUACUGCAUCAGUUUUCUCGUCUGGAGGAAUGGCACCUCACAUCCGUCGACCGAUGUAAGACCUGGGGCAACGACCCUGAAUUUCGUCGCGAGCUCCGAGAAUGCUGCCCUCGUCUCAAGACUCUCCGGUUCGACCAGGUUGGCAACACCGACAAGCUGUCCGAUCUCCUUCUGGAUUCAUUUAUAGAGCCCGAAUCUUGCACUUUCUCGGCCAAGAACCUCUCCAACUCGAUGGUCCUCAGUCUGAUCUCCCAUCUCGAUACCCUUACCACGAUCAUCAUCACUGACAAGUGCACUGAUGCCGCGGCGAUACGAUGGCUGUACCUGAUCCCCAAGUCCUGCUUGCGUCUCAAGGUGCUGUCGAUGCGAGACCUUAUUCUGGACAUGGAGACUGUCAAGGAGCACGAAUGGCGUUGUGAGGAACUGACAGAGCUGCAUGUACGAUUCAAACGUCUUGAGGAUGCUCAACUCAUCGAUGGAUGCAUCAAGGAUAUAUGUAACCGACGACAGCUGCGAAGACGCUCCCCCCAAGAUUACAUGUCGUCCCAGGUCUCGAAUCACUUGUUCGGGUUCAUCAUGUUGACGACGGUUAGCCUCGGUAGCAAGGUCUACUCCCUCAGCCCCUUCAGAGAGUAG